This is a messenger RNA of Polyodon spathula (Mississippi paddlefish), 3453 nucleotides long. RefSeq names its product TBC1 domain family, member 5 (gene tbc1d5). The record is from RefSeq and is a predicted model, not a curated record. Gene Ontology annotation, molecular function: GTPase activator activity. Gene Ontology annotation, biological process: activation of GTPase activity. Bases 325 to 2814 code for a protein of 829 amino acids. The transcript is spliced from 24 exons. Lineage: Eukaryota; Metazoa; Chordata; Actinopteri; Acipenseriformes; Polyodontidae.
AACAGACCACUUCACUUACACAAAGACAUUCUGUGGCGUAAUAAUAAGGUCGCUGUGCAAUGUUUAAAAUGAUUGAAAAGUCCACAGGGCCUGGACUUCUGCCUUUUGCAUUAUGCUGUAUUGCAAUUCCCAGAAUCUCUUCCGGGAUGUUUUGCGAAGUGUAUGGACUGGUGUAAGAACGCGGCAGAUAACCAUAUAUGCAAGGGUCUUCAUCAAGAAGAGAGAGCCGUGAACAGGCAUCUGUAGAAAAUCAAACUCUUGAUCUGACGGAAGAGUUCAAUGAAGACAAGUACAUUUUCUUGACAGUUCUUAUUGGUCGUAGAGAUGCAGCAUCCCGAUUUUGAAAGCAGACACCCCUUGCAAGCAGAUGAUCAAGAAACAGGCAUUGAUCCUCUACAAAAUUACAUUCAGAACAUAGACGGGGGAUCAGUCAACAGCAGAGGAACAAUAACCCCUUUCGAAUCUGAAGGUACAUGCAUCUCCUACAGAAAAGAAUGGGAAGAAUUAUUUUUAAACUGUAAUUACCUGGCUAGAAUCCGACAGAAAGGGCUCAGUGGGCAGCUGAGGAGCAGCAGGUACCGCAGUGUUUGCUGGAAGCUUUAUCUUGAUGCUCUUCCUGAAGACAAAAGCCAAUGGAUAAAUAAGACAGUGGAGUUGAGAGCCCAGUAUGAUAAGAUAAAACAAACUCAUAUAAUCAACCCUCGAAAAGCUGCUGGGAAGCAUGACUUGGUUGUGAACAAUCCACUAUCUCAGGAUGAAGGGAGCCUUUGGAACAAAUUCUUCCAAGAUAAAGAACUGAGGGGGAUGGUUCACCAAGACGUCAUGAGAACGUUUCCUGAAAUGCAGUAUUUCCAGCAAGAAAGUGUUCGAGACAUGCUUACAGACAUUCUGUUCUGUUAUGCUCGUGAAAAUGAACAGUUACUUUAUAAGCAGGGCAUGCAUGAACUGCUAGCUCCCAUUGUCUUCAUCCUACACUGUGACCACCAAGCCUUUAAACAUGCCAGUGAAACUGGAAACCCAAGUGAGGAAAUGAAAGCCCUUUUAAACCCAGACUUUCACGAACAUGAUGCCUAUGCAAUGUUCUCACAGAUUAUGGAAACUGCUGAACCAUGGUUUUCAAAUUUUGAGCGUGAAGUUCGAAGGGGAAGGGACGAGAUGAUAACAAGCAUACCCUUUGCCAGGCCACAAGACACAGGGCCCUCUGUUGCAAUUGUAACAAAAAUUAAUCGGAUUCAGGACCAGCUGCUGAAGAAACAUGACAUUGAACUCUACAUGCACCUAAACAGGCUAGAAAUAGCUCCACAGAUUUACGGAAUCCGCUGGGUCAGGCUGUUGUUCGGACGAGAGUUUCCUCUUCAGGACCUCCUGGUUGUCUGGGAUGCUUUGUUCGCAGACAGCAUCACCUUGGAUUUAGUCGACUACAUUUUUGUAGCCAUGCUGCUAUACAUCAGAGAUGCUUUGAUUGCUAGUAACUACCAGACCUGCCUAGGACUGCUCAUGCACUAUCCACCUAUUGGGGAUAUACACGCCCUCCUCUGCAAAGCCCUCUUCCUUCGGGAUCCAAAGAACAACCUUCGACCGGUGAACUACCAGUUUCAACAGAAUUUAGACUAUUACAAAACCCGUGGAGCAGACCUGAUGAAUAAAACUCGUGCCAGUGCCAAGGCUGCUCCACUCAACAUUAACAAGGUAUCGAGCAGUCUGCUGAAUUUUGGCCGGAAGCUGAUCGCCCCUGCUAUUUCAGCCAAUCCAAAUAGUGCAGUCCCUAUCAACAGUGACGUCAGUGCUGCUCCCCUAGCAGUAACAAGGUCCCUGACUGGAUCCUCCCAAAUACAGCAGGAGGAGCAGCAGCACCAGCAGACACAGCAGCACAGGCUGUUGAAGUCUGAAAGCAUGCCUGUGCAGCUCAGCAAAGAUGUAGUUACAGGUGGCGGUGCUCAGGUCUCUAUUCCUGUCCAGACUGUAACUGACAUCCAAGGCCAAGGUUCCAGGAAUGUCAGCUCAUCCCCCAGUGCUGAGAGUUUACCAGUCAGAAGGGAGCAUUCGGCAUCUCCACCUUUAUCUGUGACAAAGAAAGACUCCUUAUUCAACAUCUCACGCUCCCGCUCUCACAGCAAAACCAUGGGCAAAAAAGAAUCUGAGGAGGACCUGGAGGGCCAGAUCUCAUUUCUCCAAGGGCAGCUCAAUGACCUGGAAGCCAUGUCAAAGUACUGUGCUAAGAUGAUGAAUGUGCACAUCGGCAAAAUACAGGAUGUCAUUUUGCAGGAACAUUUGGAAAAGGAGGAUGAAGUUCUGGUCUCGCUAGCUGGACUUAAACAGAUAAAAGACAUUUUAAAAGGUUCCCUGCGUUUUAACCAGAGCCUGCUAGAGGCUGAGGAGAAUGAGGAGAUCACAAUCGCCGAUGAUCACUACUGCUCCAGCCGUCACAGUGGAGGAGGCAGACAUGGACACAAGCACACGGACAAGGAAGCCUUUCUCACUCUCAGACCACAACAGGCCAAUUCUGAGACAUCUCUGAACUCGGAGGGCAGAAAUUCAGACGAUUACAUUCUGGUAUCGCAAGAGGACGAUGUGGAACAGGAACAGCGUGAGAAGCCAGACGGUGCUGUCUGUAAUCUGGAGGAUCCACAUUUCCCUAAGGGGCACAAGGUGACCCUGAAACCUGAAAGAGAGGCCCUUCAUACUGCUGUUUGCUCUGACCCACUGAUGGGGACCACUUCAGGCUCUUCCAGCAUGUCUGGUUCCAGCCCUGAGGAUGACAGCAGUAAUAGCAAGGACACUGACUUCACUAUAGUCAACCCAAUAGACCUCUGAGCCUCUGCAAUCUGAAACAAACGAGCACUUUUGCAGAUGCAUUAAUGCUCUGAAUCAUCUUGUUAGCCUUUUCUGUUUCUUAUUUCUCUUCUCAGCAUGUUACUAUUGUCCAUCUGUCAGCAUCAAACUGCUUUGCUUCAUCGUCCUGGAGGACAGCAAACAAUACAUAUUUAUCCCUAAUUUGAUUUUAUUUACCUUCAUGCGAGUUUUUAGCUAUUAAAGUCUACUAUUUGCUGACUACAUUUUCAGGGUCGUACGUAAGUAAAUGUUUAAUAAAAGUAAAUACUUGUGAAUGUACAGCAGUAUACAACAUCCACCCUCAUAGCACUUGUGUGCAGGUACCCUCUGUAAUCAGGACUUGUGUGUAUUGGUCUCUUACCUUCUUGUACACAUUGACCAAAUGGCCUUUCUACACCUAUUGACCAAAUCACAGGCCAACCAGAUUACUGUCCAUAUUGAAAACAUUGUAGCUCAAACACAGGCCGCCUUCAUGAACAUGUUCUUAGAGCCUAUUUCACUGUACUGUGUACAUUCAGUCCAGGAGUUUUGUGUUGUAGGCUAGAUGUAGCUCAUAGUUGUCAGCCAGUUGACUCCUGCUUGCCUGAGGCUGAAAUUAGAACUAUAUAGUAAUUAAAUGUU